Lutzomyia longipalpis is the source of this 3091-nucleotide messenger RNA. RefSeq lists its product as uncharacterized. Gene Ontology annotation, biological process: protein ubiquitination. The transcript has 4 exons. NCBI's taxonomy places the organism in Eukaryota, Metazoa, Arthropoda, Insecta, Diptera, Psychodidae. The record is from RefSeq and is a predicted model, not a curated record. Bases 244 to 2895 code for a protein of 883 amino acids. Gene Ontology annotation, cellular component: Cul4-RING E3 ubiquitin ligase complex.
AAUUGCUGUUGCAAGCAGCGGAAUCACCCCUUCAAAUUGACAACAAAAACAAACUUUCCGCGAGGAUUUUUCGGGAAAUCCGGUUUUUCCUUGCAAAAAACCCCUGCAAAUUGCACAAGAAGUAGCGUGUUGUGUCCACGGGAGACUUAUGUGAUAGAAAUUGAAGGAAUUGCUGUGAAAAUGCAAACUUAAAUACGUAAAUAGAUAGAGAGAGAGAGGAGAGACGAGUGUUGGGGGUGGAGGAUGGAGAAUAUUAGACUGAUGAUGCGUGUACUCAAUGAUUCCUCCGAAUUAUCCUCGGAUGCGGAGGAGGAGCAGGAGGAGCAGAAGAAGGAGUCGGCAUCCCCAAAAGGUACCGUGGCAACAUCCCACGGCGAUGGUGAUAGAAAAAUGCCUCAAAAUAUCAUUAGGAAGCUGUUCAACAGAGAGCGAACUGGAUAUCUUAGUAGUAAUGCCAGAAAUCUUGCCAUGGAGCUCCCCUUUAAGCAAGUUCCCGCACGAUUGUCCUUUCACUUGAAGGAAAUUGUUCCCUAUUGCUAUCUCGAUGGUCACGUCUUUAUGGGUUUGUCCGCCUGUGGGCAAUUCCUGCUGAGCUACAAAGUUUCCUACGACGAGGAAUCCAUCAAUCACUACAACUUCAGCUCACCGUAUAAGUAUGAGUUGUUCUUCUGGAUCUACCGCCCACACUGUAUGCUCAAGAACUACUAUAAAGUCUGCCUGUUUGACGAUCACGGCGUGGAUAACAUGAAGACGGUCACAAUGACGCAGUGGAUGACAAACCCACGCUACCUCAUUGUUCACGGUGAGAGUGCCUCCUUCCACGAGGAUUCCUACAUUACGAUCGCUUCGGUACCCAAACUCGGCUGCCGGGACUGCACUGAACUCCGCCGGACGGAUAUCUUUCCCUGCUGCGGCAGCCUCUGCAUCAAAUGCAACCUCACAAUCCACACAAAGUACAGCUGUUUGGACUCAGAUCCCAAAUUCGACCCAAAGCUCAACCUAAACUGCCCCGAACGCAUCGUGAUUGUGGCAAAUGGUUUCAUUCACACCGUCAAUGUGAGGCUGGAGAUGAAUCGAACGGAAAAGAGGUUUCUCUCCUGCCCCGAUGUGCGCCCCAUGGCGGAGAAAAUAAAGGAAGUCGUGCGGCCAGAAGCCCCAAAAGCUGACCCAAAACUAGCAGAGGAGGAUGCAAAGACAAUUGUUGCGCGAAUUAUUGCGGAUUUUGCAGAAUGUGAGACUGAGACGGUGCCUCUGGAGAAGACGAUGAUCUUCUCGAGAAUCGACAAGUCCGUCCUCGAUGACAACAGGAGCUUCGAUGAGCUGAUCAUCACGUGCGGCACAAGUGCCCCUCAAUCCAGCUCAAAUGUACUUACAGGUAUUGUCCCAGCGGGGAAUCACGACAACCCCAAUGGGGCAACAGAUGACGGCAUGAGCCGCACGGGACUCUCCCAGAGGAAUUACCAAACAACCACAAAGCAAUCCCCACGGCAAGUUCUUCGGCGGAAUUGCUGGAAAUCCAGCAAAAUCACAACAGUUGACCUCCAGGGGAGCUGCUCGACGAGUGUCGCGAGCACCAAGGCCAUGGAUAUUGCCGCAAAGACGUACGAAUUCUCCGAAGAGAAUGAGAAAUGCGAGAAAAUCAGCCUCUUCCGGAAGAGGCGCCUCGCGGAUAAAAAGUACGAAUUCUCCGAGGAUAAUUCCGAGAAUAUCAUCCCCUUCAAUCGUCUCCGCAUGGGAAAAGUACGUCGUUCAUCACCCGUAAGUGGUGGUAGUGGAGCCUCCUCCGUGUACAGCACAUCUCCACCCAAUUACGCCUACGAAGUUCCCUCUCAUCACCACCGGGCGUCUCCCAGUCAGGGCUUUAGGUCCCCAUGUGGCUCUCCGGUGGGAAAUCGUUGCUUGCGCUCCCCUCCAGGCUACCACACACCCCCAAUGCGCUCACACUGCUUCAAUCCACGCUCCCCGACGUACGCCAAGCCUUUCGGGAUCCUCAUGUCGCCCCGACAGAGGCGCUCAGGGUCAGCAGGGAUCUUUCUGUCGCCCAAGAGAGAGUGCACAACACCCGAAGUGAGUGAUCGACCGCUGUGCUCAAAGAAAUUCGAAAGACGCUUCGUUGAGGAAGAUGAUGCAGCUUCGGUGAUUACCAGUGAGGAGGAUGACUGCAUCUCUCCAGGAUACCAUCUUUCCCUGCCAAUGGAGGUUCAUGGAUCAUGCUAUUCGGACAUGCAGAUGAUCUCUCAGUCAUCCUUCCAGCGGUUGCAAUGCCCAACGGUUGUGAUAACGCAGAAUUCCAUUGAUUUGGAGGCGUUAACGUUCCACGUGGCGAAUCAUCUGUGUCAGCGGCAUGAUAAGCAGUACGGCGUUUUCUACGACUGGGCGUGCGAAGUGGUGGCACUGUGUCCCUUCAGUGGGCGCCUCACGUGCCUCCUGCUCGUCCAUUUCACGGCCAUGGAGAAGAAUCGCGGGCAAUGCCUCACUUGUGCCGCCGCCGUGGAUUGCGUCUACCACAGACGCCAAUUCCAGGCGAAUGCCCUCUUCACGUGGGACACAGAGAGCGGCGAGUGGAAUGUGGAGGAUUACGGGGAGCUGAGUGAGGUGACAAAGCCAUCGCCGGCGAAAACUUCAUCAGCCCUCACAAUGGCCGCCUUUGCCCUUGGCCGGGAUAUUCGGCAGAAGAGACGCAGCAUUGAAGGGGGUACGACGGAGCAUCUGCGUGUCCUCAAUUCGUGCAACGAAAAAUCCAAAGAGACCCUCAGCGAUACACGCAACUGCAUCGAAUUCUACCGCACGAGCGCCACAGCGAGGCGCCUGAAUCUCUAUGGGGACUCCUCAAGUAGUGCCAGUGAGUACACGGCGGACUCUGAGGAGGAUCCAGAUCCACUCUUUCACCUCUAAAAAAACACGCUGCCGGUUGUUGUGUGGAAAGAAUGACAUUUUGAGAUUUUUCUUGUGUGAUUUGCAGCAUAACAAUUUUACUUACAUAUUUUAGAUUUUAAUGAAACAUUUUUAAUUGUAAAUACAUUAUAUUAUACAACAAAAAAUUAUCAAAAUAAAAAAAAAACAGCCAGUCAGGUUCUCUGAAACUCUACAA